GAAAAAUCGGAAGAUCUGAGAGAAUUGCUGUAUGAUUCUCGGGGAAAGGAGAGGAUUUCUGCAUCUUCUGUACGAGAGAUUGGAGAAUUCGAGGAGAAGAAGGGAUUUCAGAGAAAGGUUCUUGGAUUUUGGAAGACGUGAGAGAGAUGUAGUCGGCAGUUGGGUGAAAUUGGGGGAUUUUGGCCUGUUCGAGAGAAUUAUAAGUGGAAAUUUGAGGGAAUUAGAGGGUUUUGAAGGAAAUCAAGCUCUCUUGUUGAGGGUGAUUCGAGGAUUUCUUCAGAUUUCAGGGAAUUGAGCGGGAAUUCAAAGAAAUUAGGGAUUCUGAGUAAAAAAUGAGAUGAUGUUGGGAGAUAGAAUGGGAAUUUUAGUCAAAUUGGCAGAUUUUGGAAUAUUCCAUAGUAUUCCUAGAAUUAGUUAGUGACAAUCGAGGAUCGAUGGAGGUUUGGUAGUAAUACUGAAGAAUUUCACGAAGAGAGGAGGAUUAGAUAUUCUGAUUGAAGGAAAGCAGGAGGUUUCUGAGAACUCUUUCAAGAAAAGAUUGUAAUUUGACGAUUUGAGUAAGGGGGAAGAGAUCAGAGCUUAAAUUCCGAAAGAUUUAAGAGAAACAAUGGUGGGAAAACAGAGAAUGGCUGCCAAUAUUUAAGAUAUUCACGGGAAUCAUGCAUCAUAGGCAAGAAUAAGGAGAGAAAUUUAUAAAUAGAAAGAAUAUUUGAGUUUCUGAAAGAAAAGCAAUUUCAAUAUAAGAGAGUAUAGAAGGAAAAGAGAGGAUAAUUCCUGAAGAUUGGAUUAGAUUACUGAAGAAAUCUCGACUAUUUUUCACUCUUCAUCUUUUGUAAGGAUUUAUAUUAUCGGUGGAUCCUCCAAGUGGUAUUAGGAACAGAGGGAAGCAUUACUACUCUAUGUGGAAAACCCUUUUUGAGAUUGAUACGAAAUAUGUGCCGAUCAAGGCCAUAGGAAGAGGAUCCUAUGGCAUUGUGUGCUCAUCUGUAAAUAGAGAAACGAAUGAGAGAGUUGCAAUUAAGAAGAUACAAAAUGCUUUUCAGAAUCAUGUCGACGCGCUCAGAACUCUACGGGAACUGAAACUCCUUCGUCAUCUUCGGCAUGAAAAUAUUGUUGCUUUGAAAGAUAUCAUGAUGCCAGUCCAUAGGAGAAGUUUCAAGGAUGUGUAUCUGGUUUACGAACUCAUGGACACGGAUUUGCAUCAGAUUAUCAAGUCAUCUCAGAAGCUCUCCAAUGAUCACUGCGAAUGUUUCCUUUAUCAGUUGCUCCGAGGCCUAAAGUAUCUUCACUCUGCAAACAUCCUCCACCGAGAUCUCAAGCCCGGGAACCUCCUCAUCAACUCUAAUUGCCAGCUCAAGAUCUGUGACUUUGGCCUCGCCCGCACUGGCAGUGACAAGGGUCAGUUCAUGACUGAGUACGUCGUGACCCGCUGGUACCGGCCCCCAGAGCUCCUCCUCUGCUGCGAUAACUAUGAUACCUCCAUUGAUGUCUGGUCUGUCGGUUGCAUCUUCGCUGAGCUACUUGGGCGCAAGCCCAUCUUCCCAGGCACUGAGUGCCUCAACCAGCUCAAGCUGAUCAUUGACGUCCUCGGCAGCAUGGCCGACACCGACCUUGAUUUCUUUGACAACCCCAAGGCCCUCAAGUACAUCAAGUCCCUCCCGUGGUCCCCUGGGAUCCCGCUUGCCAGUCUCUACCCUAAUGCCACCCCUAACGCCAUCGACCUCCUGCAGAAGAUGCUUGUGUUCAACCCGUUAAAGAGGAUCAGCGUUGCUGAGGCCCUCCAGCACCCUUACUUAUCACACCUUAACACCCCAGAGCCGGACCCUGUUGCAGAGCUGCCGUCCGAUGAUGAUCUUGAUGCUGCUGAGUAUUUAAGGGAGGAUAAGAUCAGGGAGUUGAUGUGGAAUGAGAUGCUUCACUACCACCCGGAAGCUGCCGUCGCCAACUCAUAAACUCGGCCGAGUUUAGAGCCUGUUUGGACACACUUCGGUAAAAGAGGGUUUCUGCAAAGGGGGUUUUCAGGCUGCUUUUUUGGCUGUUGAGUUGGCCUUUUAGCACCUAUUUUGCCAAGCGGGGAAUGAGACGGGGUUUGCAAGAUAACAUGCAAACACACAACGAGAACAGGGUUUGGCUCAACAUGCCAUUUAGGCACCAAACACCCUUUUCGAGACUGCAUCUGAAUUGGGGCCCUUAGGGGUUAUUUACUUGUUUCAAUAACAAAAUGCAUGAAUUAGAUAUUUGCCUCUUAAUGCAUGGAAAUCCACUGUUUGCUGUGGUUUGUUUCAUGAGUUUGAGCUCUGCAUAUUGUGUGGUCUGGUAUCUAAGUUGUAUACAUACAUGUGAUGUGUGCGUUGUGGGAGGCUUGUUAUGUCAUUUGUGCAUUUUUGGUGCAUGUAUUGUUGUAUCAUCUCUAUGCUCAGACAUCUAUUUUUGAA
Messenger RNA from Magnolia sinica, 2435 nucleotides. Its product is annotated as mitogen-activated protein kinase 3-like. Gene Ontology annotation, biological process: intracellular signal transduction; protein phosphorylation. The record is from RefSeq and is a predicted model, not a curated record. NCBI's taxonomy places the organism in Eukaryota, Viridiplantae, Streptophyta, Magnoliopsida, Magnoliales, Magnoliaceae. Gene Ontology annotation, molecular function: MAP kinase activity; ATP binding. The coding region runs from base 900 to 1952 and encodes 350 amino acids. Gene Ontology annotation, cellular component: nucleus; cytoplasm. The transcript has 3 exons.